AAACACAGCUAACAUCUGAAGAAGAGACCAUCUGCAUGAGACCAGAGUCUUGGAUAUCAUCUGAACCUUAUGAGGCGACUUUACAUGACUCGCCCACAGAGUGCAAUUCUGACAGAACUUUGGAAACAGCAGGUAACCCUCUUGCAGUCACCUCGAUAGAUCCUUUAAUUGAUCUUGGAAGAGUUGAAUCCACAUCGGCCUUAAACACAACUGAACAUUAUGCCUUACUUGAUCUCUCACCUGAGUCUGACACCUGGCCUAAGGACCACAGCCAAUCCACAUCAACUACUGACGCCGAAGCCUUAUUUGUGCUGCCUCGUGGCCAAGACGAAUACUUUUUUGCUGACAUAUUUGACGUUGGUGCUCUAGCCUCCUGUGAAGCUGUGCAAUCUUCAAAUUCUUGUAAACCUGUUAUGUCACCUGAAAUUGAUGACUCGCAGCCCACAACACAACAGAACCAAGAGUCUAAUGCAAGCUCACCUGAAUUCAAAUGUGAAAUUCAGAAUAUUACAGAUGCAGAAACAGGUAGCCCAGACAGUGUUCCUGAGGCUAUGGAGAUGCAGCAUACAGGCGAUCCACACAGCAUUACACAAACAAAUAUCUUCCCAGAUUUGCAUCAAAAACAGGAAGAAAUUGCUCUUAGAGGACAUUUGAAAGUCAAUGUCCAAGUUUGCAAUGACAAUUUAGACUUAAAUGCAUGUAUACUGGACGACCACCAAGAGCCAAAUAUAUUGAAUAAAGCAUGUCAGGAAGAAAUCACUGCUCAGAAAAAUACAGACAACACAACAGUGGAAAAUCUUACGCCUGCGGACCAAUUCCCUUUAAAUUCAAGUACAAUUGUCAAAGAUCCACUUGAAGAAGACACAACAUCUCACCAUGACAAUCACGAUACCCUGUCGAAUGACGAGGAGAAAUUUCAGAGUGUGACUUUACACAAAGAAGCGAUAACGGAUUGCAGGACGUCUACUCACAAUCAAGUCAUUCUUCAAUGUGCAAGCGAUCUGGAUUCUCCAGAGUCCACUCCCUUUACCUGCACAGGUGAUCAGCUGACCAUGAUGGGUUGACUUGUGGGGUGGGAUCAAGAAGUUCCCAGCAAGUUAAGUGAGGGAGAGGCGGAGCUUCCUUCUCAGCCCACUCAUCAGGAUGAUUUCCAUCAGGUGACACUAUCACAACCAGACCUGCCACAGGAGCAACAAGUAAGCUCUGUGACCCCCAGCUCUCCGUCUAGAAAUGUCUUUACCUGUGGAGCCGGUCUGGACGGGGAGGCUUACCUGACCCUAAUGGAGAAAACACCGGAUACUCACAACAUUCCCAAACAUGCAGAAAUGACUCUGGAUCUUUGCAAAGCCUCGGAUGCUCUGCACAACAAUUCAUUUCAUGACCAGAGGGUCACCACAGAUUUGAUAAAUGUGCCUAUAGUUUCUGUGUCGGCCAGAGGAGAUGAGGAACAUUCGGCUCUUCGGGCAGUUUUCCAGGCUUUGGAUCAGGACGGCGAUGGAUUUGUACAUAUCGAGGAGUUUAUUGAGUUUGCUAAAGCAUAUGGAGCUGAACAGGUGAAGGAUCUUACAAGGUUCUUGGAUCCCGGAGGUCUGGGCGUGAUCAGUUUCGAGGAUUUCCACAGAGGCAUCAGCACUAUCAGCGGCGAAGGUUCUGAUCCAGAUCUCUACAAGACUCGGCUCAGUUCAGUGGAAGCCGGUGGACCUCCAGAGGAAUACGAUGAGGCGGAGAUCUCUGACAGUGCCUAUCUCGGCUCAGAAAGUGCCUACAGCGAGUGUGAAACCUUCACAGAUGAAGACACGACAGCUCUGGUCCAUCCAGAACUUCACGAGGAUGUGGAGACAGACAGUGGCAUUGAAAAUACACUGACGGACGGAGAUGAUCGCAACAGGUUCACGCUGGGCUCUGAUCUGAAUGGCCACACCACAGUGGCUGUGAUUGGUGGAGAGGAGGAGCACUUUGAGGAUUUUGGCGAGAGCAACAACGCUUCAGACCUGCUUUUUGCCAAUCAGGAGGAGGGGAGAGUGGCUCCGGAGGGGGAGGGAGAUGCGGAGGCACUCCCACACCCUGACAGUCCACUGCCACGCCCACUGAUGUUGCUGUCACCAAGCCCCAGCUCUUUUCCCGCUAGCUUUCAGAGCUUCCUUCAGUCGGAGGCGCUGGAGUUUUUCUGCACUCACUGUCAUAAGCAGAUCAGUCGUCUGGAGGAUCUGUCCACGCGACUGCAGCUAUUAGAGAUGAAUAGUUCCAGUAAGAGGCUGUCCAGUAAGAAAGCAGCGAGGCAUUUGCAGCAGUGCAGUGCUCUGGAUGGUAUGGGCGAUCUGACUCGAGAUAUUUUGGACCUUGCGGAUCUGGACAUCACUGACAAGGUGUUAUUGCUUGAGAAGCGCGUGUGUGAGCUGGAGACGGAUUCGUCAGAGAGCGAGGAGCAGAUCGCUCGUCUGCGGCAGGAGAAUCUCACUCUGGUUCACCGUGCGAACGCUCUGGAGGAGCAGCUGAAGGAACAGGAACUCCACACGGAGGAUACCUUACACCUGCACACUCGCAAACACAGAGACGCUCUUGCCAAACUCCAGCGAGAGAGAGAACUCGAGAUCGAGAACCUUCAGGCCAGGCUUCAUCAGUUGGACGAGGAGAACAGCGAGUUAAGGUCGUGUGUUCCCUGUCUGAGAGCCAACAUAGAGAGACUAGAGGAGGAGAAAAGGAAGCUGCAGGAUGAGAUAGACGAUGUCACAGACCGAUUGAACGAAGAAAUGGAAUCUCGCCGGAAGAUGUCAGACAAACUGAGCCAUGAACAUCACACCAAUCAUAAAGAGAAGGAGUGCACGCAGGGGUUGAUAGAGGACUUGAGAAAGCAGCUGGAACAUCUGCAGCUGUUUAAAUUGGAGAUGGAAGCUAAAAGAGGUCGAUCGGCGAGCUCUGGACUGCAGGAGUACAACACGCACAUGAGAGAGAACGAACUGGAGCAGGAGAUACGCAGACUCAAACAGGACAAUCGCAGUCUGAAAGAACAGAAUGAUGAAUUGAAUGGCCAGAUUAUAAAUUUGAGUAUCCAGGGAGCAAAGAGUCUGUUUACAGAGUCUCUCUCCGAGUCUCUCGCCGCUGAGAUCAACAACGUCUCCCGCACUGAGCUGAUGGAGGCGAUACACAAACAAGAGGAAAUCAACUUUCGUCUGCAGGAUUAUAUCGACCGCAUCAUCGUCGCCAUCAUGGAGUCUAACCCCUCCAUCCUGGAGGUCAAAUAAUCACGACACGAGCAGUCAAGAGUGAUUCAUAAACUGUAACAUUGAACAGACCCGGAUAGAAUGUGAAGAAUACUGUGUUGAUCAACACCGCUUUCACAGAAAAAUGAUUUGAUUCUGAUCACUGUCGAUGUGUGUGUGCGUGUGUGUGAGAGACAGAUUGACUGUUGGUUCCUGUGACGUCCCUGUGUUGGGUUCGAGGCACCAUUUCUCUUUCUGCAUUUAUGAUGUGUGAACAUGAAAGAUAUUCAUAGAUUGAAUUUCACAUUAUUUGUGUGCGAGACAUCUACACACAUGCUCAUACGCACAUGUUCAUAUAUAGAUGUGCAGUGUAAAUGUUUUGAGUUAAAUAGCAGUGUAAUUGAAGAUAAACAGUCACACCAUCAGCCCACGUGAGGGACAUUUGCUGACCUGAGGGUUUAUCGUGUGUCUGUUUGACUUGUGACUCUUAACUGAGUUUGAUCCAGAUUUGUUUUAACUUUAGCAGCUUAUAUAUUAGUUAUAUAAUGUAAGUUGUAUAUUCUCAUGUACACGUUGUCUUUAAACUCUUAUUUAUUACGAUGAUGCAGAAUGCAAAGGAUCAAGAAAGAUCACUUUCUUGCUGAGUUGUUGCUGGAUAUCCGUCUACUCUGUCCUGGAGUCAUUCAGAAAGACUUUGAUUUCCUGUACAAAAAGACUCUUAAAAUCUCUUGGAAAUGAGAUUACCUUAAAAACAUUCACUGGAGAAAACCAUUCACUGCACUCCAAUGUUUUAUUCAAAGAGAUUUCUUUACUAUUUAAAUGGUUUAAAAUGUAAAAAGGUUACUCAAAAAGUGAAAAAACGUGUUUUAACGGAAGAUGCAAAAGAAGACACCUGAAGACACAAAUUAGACUUUUCAUAAGCCAGUUUGUUUAUUUCUGGCUGUCAGCACUCUACAGUCAUUUCGUUUCGCUCUCUGUGAAAUUUGGAUGUAAAUAUUAAUCUCAAACAUUUUCUUUAUUUUUGGAUUGCUUCACAUAUUUUUAUGGACAAAAGGAAAGGGAGAUUCUGUUUGAUUUUGUCUUCCACUUGAGUGAUGUUAUGGAUGGACAUCUCUCUCUCAUCUGGCACAAGCAUGCUUCACUUUUACUUUGGGAUUUUGAUACUCACGGCUCGUCAUACUUCCAGUUUUAAAUAAUGAGCGACAGAAUGCUGUCCUCAUGAGAUAUUUAUCUUAUUUUGGAUUGUGAAAGCGCUGCAGCAUUUUUAUUUGUACAAUCACGCUGCUGGUUUUUUUCUUUCUGCUUAUACAAUACUUACACAAAAGUAUUUCAGAUUUGUUGUCUGAUGUUUUGUAAAGGAUGAUGGGGAAUAGAGUUGAGAAGAGUUCUGCUAUCUUCAGUCUUUGACCAAAGGAUCGGACUUUCUCAUCCAAACGGUCGACUGCUGUUCUCGUCUGUACGGCCGAUUUACUGUAUUUACUAUGAUGGACACUUUAAAGUACAGGAACAGUUAUGCCUCUGUGAACUUGCGUCUUGGACUGUCAGAUUCCUUAAUUUCCUUGAAGGAAGAACUGAAUUUACUGCUAUCAAUAUGAUGUUAAACAAAUAAAAAUGUGCACAUUAUUUUACAUUCAA
Triplophysa rosa is the source of this 4835-nucleotide messenger RNA. RefSeq names its product RAB11 family interacting protein 3 (class II) (gene rab11fip3). NCBI's taxonomy places the organism in Eukaryota, Metazoa, Chordata, Actinopteri, Cypriniformes, Nemacheilidae. Gene Ontology annotation, cellular component: endocytic vesicle; midbody; recycling endosome membrane. The record is from RefSeq and is a predicted model, not a curated record. Gene Ontology annotation, molecular function: calcium ion binding. The transcript is spliced from 14 exons. Gene Ontology annotation, biological process: endocytic recycling; regulation of cytokinesis.